UAAAAAGGAUUGUCCGUCGACAUGAUGAUGGCUUGCCAGUUGAUGUCCCGCGGCAUGGAGAUCUUCACACCACUGCCGCUGCGGACGUUUGUCCCCACCGCCGUCCAUAUCCCUCACAUGGAGACCAAACCCAUCCACUUCUGCAUCACCCUCCGCUGCGUCGACGAUGGCAUCUUCACGUUCUUGGUCCAUUGCGAGCAAUUCGCGUUCCGCAAGUACCUUCACUUGACGAUCAAGAUGGCACGAGCUCUGCUGCAUCGCCUGCAAGCGUCUCCCGAGAAGCACGAUGUCGGCCAUCUCCAUCUGCCCCAUCCCAUCUAUGCCCGCCUGCUCGUCGGCCGGCGCGACACCGCCCAGCUUGUCCUUCGGCUACUCGAGAUCGUGUUUGACAGCCCGCGCAUCCUCGCCGACCCCAUUCUCCAUGACGCGUUUGGACUGACGGUUCCUGAAGCCGACACACUCUUGGAAAUCACGUUCCUCAUGCAGGUUUGGCGGCAGCGAGAAGCUCAGAUCCGACAUAAGGCGCUCCGCCGCGUGCGCGCGAUCGUUCAUGAGAUGCACCGCCACGACUGGGAGUAUGCGAGCAUGAUGUCGCGCCUCCUGCAUCUCCGUCAAGCGUGCGACUGCAACCAUCCCCUGCGGCUACCGCUUCUCGUGUAUGGCCACGACAUGGAGUAUCAUGUUGUCUUGCCAAACUAUGCUUUUCGUGUCCACCGACCUGGACAUGUCGUUGGACCCGGUGGAAAACGGUACUUCUACCUCCACCCCCUUCCUAGUGACAACGGCGGCAUGGUCCUCCUCGAUCCGUCCGGAGGCUUCCCCCUCGCCAGCAUCCACCUCGACGGCGACGGUGUCCGCAUCCAUCGAGCAGUGCCCACCUGCACCACCCACCGAGACGUGGCCGAGUCGCCGCUCGUCCAUGUCCUCACUGCCACCCGCGACAAGACGUCUAUCGCAUUCGAGCAAGUCGCGCUUCCCGGACUAGCCUUCGGACUCACCGACCUCCGCGCGACCUACAUGACGCAGGAGCACCACGAGUUCAUCUUCACCGCCGUGGACACGACGGACUUUACCUUCUUUCUCGGGUCCGGCACUGCUGCCGCCCGACGUCACGGCGCGCCGGCCACGUACUCGUUUGUAGUUCACCCUGGCCACGACAACGUGCUGGUGAUCGCCAUGUCCAUCGCUCUCACGCUAUUGGGCGAACGUUGACAAUGGAUAAUAUUAGUAUUAUUCGUACUAUUAUUGCAACUUGUUACUGAGA
Aphanomyces astaci is the source of this 1264-nucleotide messenger RNA. RefSeq lists its product as hypothetical. Bases 22 to 1212 code for a protein of 396 amino acids. The record is from RefSeq and is a predicted model, not a curated record. The transcript has 2 exons. Lineage: Eukaryota; Oomycota; Saprolegniomycetes; Saprolegniales; Verrucalvaceae.